Aquila chrysaetos chrysaetos is the source of this 2667-nucleotide messenger RNA. Its product is annotated as proto-oncogene Mas-like. Gene Ontology annotation, molecular function: G protein-coupled receptor activity. The record is from RefSeq and is a predicted model, not a curated record. Gene Ontology annotation, biological process: G protein-coupled receptor signaling pathway. NCBI's taxonomy places the organism in Eukaryota, Metazoa, Chordata, Aves, Accipitriformes, Accipitridae. The transcript is spliced from 2 exons. Gene Ontology annotation, cellular component: membrane. The coding region runs from base 149 to 1105 and encodes 318 amino acids.
ACUACAGUAUGACACAAGGAUUUUAUCUGGACCAUAUGUCACAGAAUUCAGGUGACAAUUUUACCCAGCAGAUCUGUACCAGCCAGCUGCUGCAAAUCAGUCACUGAAAUUCCAAGGAACCCACAAAAAGGUCUGUCUGAAAUCACUUAUGAGUACUUCAACUACAUCAAUCUUCCUCCCAACUGCAACCAGCCAGGCUCAUGGGACUAAUCAGAGUGCGGCUGUGGAAAAGGCGGAGGCAUCGUACGCUGUCCUCAAGUUCAUGGAGAGCUUCUGCCUCAUCAGCGCUGUCUGCGGGAUGGUGGGAAACGGCAUAGUCCUGUGGUACCUCGGGUUCCGCAUCCGGAGGAACCACUUCACUGUCUACAUCCUGAACCUGGCCGCUGCCGACUUCGGCUACCUCCUCUGCAUCGCCGUUGAGACGGUUCAGUACCUGAUGCAGUUCAACGUCGGGGUGCAGUUUGGGCUAUUCCUCUUCCUGGAUCUUUUCAUGUACGGCACCGGCUUGUAUCUCCUGACCGCUAUCAGCAUCGAGAGGUGCCUCUCUGUCCUUUGUCCGAUCUGGUGCCGAAGCCACCGCCCCAAGCACUUGUCCGGCGCCGUCUCCGGAUUGCUCUGGGGUCUCUCCCUGCUGCUGAACGCGCUCGGCUACGUUUUGUGUACCGUUCACCGCCCUGCCGCGAGCUGCCGGCUCCUGCUCAUCACCAUCGGAGCCUUGGACUUCCUCUUCUGCACGCCCCUCAUGCUGUUCUUCAGCCUGACCCUCUUCCUUAGAGUCAAGUGCAGCUCCCAAAAACUCCAGACGGGCAGGCUCUUCACCGUCAUCAUGCUCACCAUCCUCUUCUUCCUCAUUUUCGCCGUGCCUCUGGGCGUCCUGAUCUUCUUUGACUUCUUGGGUUACAAGUUCCUCUACUCCCCGGAGAUCGGCUUUGUGCUGUCCUGUGUGAACAGCAGCCUCAACCCCGUCAUUUACUUCCUCGUGGGGAGCUACAGGGAUCGGAGAAUCAAGUUCACCCUCAGGCUGGCAUUCCAGAGGGCCUUUGAAGAUUCAGCAGAUGACAAAGAGGAACGGGAAACCCGUGACACAAUAACGAUGUCCUCCUAAUACCGUGCUGUGCCUAACACAGCAAUACUGGUCUGGAACUGAGGGCUGAUAGUUUACCGAAUCGAAGAACUCUGAGGUAUUGGGGAAGGCUUUUCUCUCGUAACUUUCAGUAUCUUCAUUGUAGAUCUCUACUCUUCACCUAGUUAUUUUAAGCUCCAUCUGUGGUCAGUGAAAACAUAUAUGCACCUGAACCACAGAAUUUAUCUGACGUGUAUUAGGACCACACUGAAAGUGCCUAUUUCUUUUCAGUGGCCAUUAAAUGUUUUCAAUAUGAUAAGAUAAAAUGUCUUGGUGUCUGCAUUUCAUCAAAUGAAUCCCACUCAAAAUUUGCAGCUCACUCAAUAGAUCUCUGUCUUUCAGAGCACAGCAAUAUCAAAUUCAUAAAUUCUCAGGCACAAGUCUGUCUAUCUCACUUGAUUUUAAACACCUGUAUCUCAGCAACACAUGCAACCUUCUGCGGCUCACAGAGUGCAUGAUUCUUUGCUUCCUAACACAAGCAUUUCAAAUAGGGAAAUGAUUCAUGCCCUAGAAGUUCCUUUCUUCUAUUACCUCGGGAGGUUUCCAUACCAUAGAGUUGUGAUGUAGUUGAAAAGGGCUCCAACCCCUACCAACUUGCCUUACAACUUUAUGUACUGAGUUGCAUCCUCCCUUUUCUUGUAUUUCAAAGAAAUACAGGGGUGGAGUUGCAUAUUAUUUUAGCUUCCUCCAGCCCAGGACAGAGUAUCUGCACCUAACUACAGCAUGCACUGGGUUGUUAUUUCUUCCUUUAAGGACAGAUGAGAACCUCUGGCUUCUAACAUCUCCUCUACCAAUAGAAAUAAAUUCAAGAAUAGGGAAAAAAUAGGAAGCAGAAGAAAGGUAAAUAAAUACCACAAUUUGCAACAAAUUAUUCUCUAGACCCAAGCCCUUGAGGUGCAAGAUGUGAUUAUUUGAAGUGUUGUACUACCAGACUACAAAACAUUUGCUCUUUUAACCUAAAUUGACAGAAAAAGGCAACACAGGUAAUUUUCUUUGAGAAACCUUAUGGAUUUCCUCUUCAUGCCUUCAUCUGCAAAUAUUUUCCUAAAGGGAAGAUGCAUUCUUCUGUUGUCUAUUAUCUUUUUUCUGUUCGUUUGUCUUUUUAUUAAUUUUGAAAAGCACCACUUAAAAAAAUAGUGGUUUACCCUAAUGUCUGUAGUUGCUUUUUGCUUCCUGUUUACAGUUUCUGAAAGCUGAAAUUUGAGUUCCAUUUCUACUAUUCUUUAAUUUUUAAUGCUAUUGUUCUGCAAUGCACAUAUAGUUGAUUCAGAUUAGGUCUAUGUCAUUAAUUAAUUUUAGUAAGUUUUUUUUCAUCUAACUUCUACUGCUGAGGGGAAGAGAGUAUCCAUUUAUCAGAAAACAUGUUAAAAAUGUUUUCUUUUUAAUAUUUGUAAUGAUUUUAUCACUGGGAGAACUGAAACAUUUCCGUUGUUAUUAAAAAUAUCAAAAGCCUUUUUUUAAAAGGAAAACAAAUUGUAUUUUAAAACAUUAUUGUGCUCAGAAGAAGCCAUCAACUGAUAAAAACAUACGAAUAUAAACUGUGA